CUAUAACGGUGAAAUUACUGCAUGUCUGUUACCUUUUAACGCCUGAGCUGAACUGUUAUUGAACCCAUUAAAUGGAAUGUGGUACGCAAAUAAUGGGAGGAGGGAAAGAAAAUGAAUUUGAAAAUGAAAAAAAAAACUGAAAAUAUAUCAUUCAUUUUGGCCUCUUCAAACCUACUAUGUAUAUAAAGGGUGUUUUUUUAGAGGUAUAGAACUUUAAUUUGGCAACACUUUUUUAAUUGGCGGUAAUUUUGUAAACUAUAAAGUGAUUUGUGUUUAGUUUGGUUUGGCAUUUCAAGAUUGAAUAAAUAGGCGCUUGGAUAACGCUUCCAGAUUGUGAAAAUUUAUUUUGAAAAUCAUGGAUCUGUUCCAAAGACUUCGUCGAUUUUCAUAAGCGAAUUUUGUUUAGCGAUGAAGCUCACUUUUGCUUGAAUGGAUACGUCAAAAAACAAAACUGCCACAUUUCGUGUGAUGAUAAUCCUCAAGCCUAUGUUGAGACACCGUUACAUCCAGAAAAACUGACCGUUUGGUAUGCUUUAUGGCUUGUUGGGAUAAUUGGUCCGUACUUCUUUAAAAACGAUGCUGGCCAGAACGUCCAAUGGUGACCGCUAUAGGGCCAUGAUUACUGAUUUUUUCGUUCAACCAUUGAACGAUCAUGAUGUGCAGGAACUGUGGUUUCAACAAGACGGGGCAACAUGCCACACAGCUCGUGCCACAGUUAACUUAUUGAAGGAAACGUUUGGUGAUCGCAUAAUUUCACGUUACGGGCGUUUCGGCCCCAUGAAUUGGCGUCCAAGAUCGUGCGAUUUAACGCCACUCGACUAUAUUCUGUAGGGAUAUGUGAAGUCUCUAGUCUACGACGAUAAACCCGAAACCGCGUUGACCACUUGAAGGACAACAUUCGCCGCGUUCUUGCCGAUAUACGGCCACAAAUGUUGGAAAAAGUAAUCGAAAACUGGACCUCCAGAUUAGACUACGUCCGAGCCAGCCGUGGCGGUCAUAUGCCAGAAGUUAUAUUCAAAUUAUAAUGCCAGAAAAUUGUCUAUCGAAUAAAGUUAAUUUCAUGUCAAUUGAAAAAUAUCAUCUUUGUUUUAUUCCAUUUCAAAGUUCUAUACCUCUAAAAAAACACCCUUUAUAUAUAAUAACUUUAUUAUCUUCUUUACAUUCAUUUGCUUAUCAGGUUACAGAGGCGAGUUAAUAUUUGCUGUUUAGAUUUAUUACUUCAAUAUUUACAAUAAGCAGGAAACUAAGAGAUUUUAGUGUCUAGUAUUUCAUAUGGUAGACGAUAAGGUUUUAUAUAACAGCAAAUUACACGUGUAAGUGAAAUUAACACUUAAAUAUUAAUAAUGGAGAAUAAUAAACAAGUUUCAUGUGACAAAAUGCAAUAUAUAACAGAAGAAGACAUCAAAUUGAUUGUUACCAAAUAUGGAUAUGAGAGUGAAGAAGACACCGUCAUAGAAAAAUACGACGUGCACUAUGCAAGUGACAAAUUAAUUGGAUUUGUGUCGGACUAUUUGAAACUUCAAAUAUCUGUAAGCUCCAACGACACACGAAAAUUAUUAAGCUUCUUUGUAAAAGCAAUUUCGAAAACGAAUGAGGCUAAAGCGAAUAUGGCGAAGGACUUUGGGGCUCUUGAAAAAGAAAUCAUAUUCUAUGAUGUUAUUAAAAAGAAUUUAGCAGUAUCGGGUUUGAAGCCAUGGAGCCCACGCUUUGUAACGUGCCUGCCAGACGCUGUAGUUUUUGAAGACUUAUCAGCUCUACAAUACGAGAUGAGGAGUAGAUUUGAUAAAUUUGAUAAACAACAUACUUUGCAAGCACUUCAAGCAUUGGCCAGAUUCCACGCCGGCUCUAUCGUCUUUGAGGAACUAAAAAGCAAAGAACUUCAGCGACCGUAUACAGUUAAUGAACAAUAUAAGGACACUUUAGGAAGAGGUGGAUACAUAGAAUCCGAUCCUUGGUUCAUUCAAUGUAGAACCACUGCCUUUGAAGCCGUAAAGAGCUUUUCAAAGUAUAGAGUAAAUGUAGAUCACAUGAAAAUCAUUGAAAGCCGCUGGAACACCGUUUUUAACUCCGCUUUACUUUUAGCAGAUCCUUCUUCAGAGCAUCGUAACGUUAUAUGCCAUAGAGAUUUGUGGAAUAAUAACAUUCUAUUUCAUUACAAGAAAUCAGAAGAUAACAGUGUUGUGCCUGACGAUUGCGUAUUUGUGGACUUUGUGGCAGCACGCUACAUGCCUCCUGCAGGCGACGUCAUGCAACUACUUCACUGUAACUUAAAUCCUCGCUUUCGGAAAGACAACCUGCACACUUUCUUGAAUUACUACUACGAUGAACUCAAAGUUAUUCUGGAGAGCAAUGAUAUUGAUAUCCUGAAUAUUAUGAGCAGGCAAAAAUUUAUGACCUCAGCUAAAGAACAAAAUUUGUGGGGUCUUGUAACAAACGCUUGUUUAGUGGAAAUAUUUUGGAUGGAUGACGAUAUGACGACAAAAGCUUUUACUGAGUCAGCACAAUUUCAUAAAAUAAUGUAUCGAGAUAAAGCGAAGUAUGUUAAAAAUAUAAUGGAAAAUAAUGAGGAUUACAAGAAUAUUCUUUUAGAAGUAUUUGAAGAGUUUAUUGAAGAUUAUCUUCUGAAUUAAAAUUAAGUUACACCAAGUACAUAUUUUAUUAAAUUAUCCAUAAACACAAUAUUUUCUGUAAUUAUACUAUCAAUAUGUAUGUCACUAUUGCAUCCACGGAUAUAAACUGGAUUAAAUCUAAGCUUU
Messenger RNA from Leguminivora glycinivorella, 2756 nucleotides. RefSeq lists its product as uncharacterized. The transcript has 2 exons. Bases 1344 to 2630 code for a protein of 428 amino acids. The record is from RefSeq and is a predicted model, not a curated record. Lineage: Eukaryota; Metazoa; Arthropoda; Insecta; Lepidoptera; Tortricidae.